This is a messenger RNA of Bursaphelenchus xylophilus (pine wood nematode), 960 nucleotides long. NCBI's taxonomy places the organism in Eukaryota, Metazoa, Nematoda, Chromadorea, Rhabditida, Aphelenchoididae. The record is from the annotation of a GenBank genome assembly.
AUGGCUGUCGAUCAACGCCCUGGAAGAAUUUGGGAUCAGAUUUUGUAAGUUAUUAAUAUUUUUAGUCAUCCAAAUUUUUUAAAAUUAGGAAUUUGAAAAAAAAUUAACACAAAAAUAUGUAUUUUCUUUUGAAUUAUUGCUGAUAUUUUGUAAAAAAUUUAUGUAUUAUGAAGGUUACUUGGUUGCUUUCAGCUCGUAUCUGCCUCGAGAAGACCUUCUAAAAUGCCGAUUAUUGAACAGCAAGUUAAAGACAGCCGCUGAGAAGUCGCUUUCAGAGCUGCCAGAGAAAAGGAAAUGUCAUUUUACCAUCACUGCGCUAAAGAAACAAGGCGGUGCUUAUAUGGUAAGAGACUUUACUUUCAAUUGUUGCCUUUUCGAACAUUUUUUUGAUUACUUUUAUUUUACAUUUACAUUUUUCAGUGUGAAAUCGAAGACUCGUCACAAAACAAGUCCAUUUUCAAGGUGGUUGAGCUGCCGAUCCUCUUCAAAAUCCACAACAUUCACAUAACUCAGCUGGAUCUUCAUCUUUUUGCCGACAAAAUCGAAAACGGAGAAGUUGUCCGCACCAUUGUGCGGAAACAAGGGUUCAGUGUGGACGGCUGUGUGGUCCGUUGCUACACAAACAACCCGGAUUGGAUUCGUCGCGUCAAUUUGCGCGCCAUGACCACUGGCUUCGCGAAAUGGUCGAUUUGGAAUGAGGAGGACCCGGCCGAUGAGAACAGAGUCCACCAGCACAAUUAUUUGAGACGAGCCCAGAUCACAACCAACUUUUCCUUCAACCCCAAGUACUGGUAUUCGACGCUGCUCAUUUGGAGGGACUGUGUGAAUUCGCGGAUCGCCCCAGGACUUUAUUUGGAUGGGAAUGGGCAACGGCAGAAGCUGCGAUUCGCCGAUAGGCUUUUUCGAUUCCGAAAAGUUUUGCAUCAACUGCGGCGGACCACAAGAUGUAGUAGGCUGUAA